Messenger RNA from Sordaria macrospora k-hell, 6219 nucleotides. The record is from RefSeq and is a predicted model, not a curated record. Lineage: Eukaryota; Fungi; Ascomycota; Sordariomycetes; Sordariales; Sordariaceae.
AUGGCGGCGGCCGAGGUGGACGUGGCCUAUCUUUCGACCCAGGUCGGCGUACCUGAUUCCGAUCUGAACACCGCCCUUACCGCGCCGACUCCAGACCUGGUCAAGAUUAUAUUCGCUGCCAUAAUAACUAAGAUCCGUGCUCUCGAGGAGGACAAGUUCCAGCUGGGAAUUGAGCUGGAAGGCGCCAUCCGAAGCUCAGAGUCGCGCUGUGAGCAGUUCAAGGCCACCACCGACAAGGCCCUCAAAGAAGUUGACGAGCUCCAGACCAAACGGCGGUCUAUAGAGAACGAGCUACAGACCCUCAAGUCCUCGGGAUCGGCCUCCCUUUCCGAAAUCGAAACCCUCCGUGCGCGUAUUGCCUCGCUCGAGACUUCGAACCGCGAAACCCUUGCCAUUGUCGACUCCAAGACCCAGGCCCACGCUAGACUGGCCGAGGAGCUCCAGGAUCAGCAUAAGAAGAUCCUCAAGCUCAACCAGGAGGUCACAUCGCUCAAUCAGGCUGUACAAACCGCACAGACUGCCGCCAAUUCCGCAAAGUAUCGUGAGGAGGCCCUGAAGCAGGAACUGGAGCAGGCGAGACGCACCAACGACUGGCUCGAUAACGAGCUCAAGACAAAGAAUGCCGAGGCGAUCAAGUUCCGCAAGGAGAAGGGUGCCCGCAUCGCCGAGCUGCAACGCCUAAACGACGACGCCAACACGACUGUCGAAUCUCUCACUAGAAGCGAGCAGGUUCUCCGCAAGCGACUCCAGGAGGCACAAGAGAAGGCCGAGGAGGCCUUGACAAAGGUCCAGCAACUUCAGGAAGCCGCUGCGCGUACCGAGGAGGAUUUCAAGCAAGAGCUCGAAUCCGCCAAGCGCCUUGUUGAGCUCAAGGAUCAACAGUCCGAGACUCAUCGUAAUCGCUUGAAGGAGGUCGAGUUGAGACUGGAGCAGAUCAAGGACGACCACGCCGACGAGAUCAGACGCAUCAGACGUGAGCUCGAGCAAGAAAAGGAGGAUCACGCACAGACGGAGCAGCGCGCCCAGGAGCUGCAGAAUCAAGUUGACCGUAUCAAGGCGUCCGGUGAUUCUCGCGGUAGAUCUCCCGGCGCUGGACCUCAAACUCCCAGGGGUGACGGCUCCUUUACCGCUGCUCGUGCCGGAUCUCCCUUCGGUACUCCGCUCUCCAUUCGCGGUAGAGCCGGCCAGCGUGCUACUGAUGCUCUUGAGGAGCUUUACAAUGUCAAGGGCCAGCUUGCUGGCGAGAAGCGCCGUUGCAAGAAGCUGCAGGAAGAACUGGAUGAUGCCGUUGCUAUGCUCGAAGCCAAGAUGCCUGAAAUCGAUGAGCUCAAUGCAGAGUCGGAACGCCUCAAGAACGAGACCAUCCAAAUGUCACAACUCCUGGAGCAGUCAUAUGAGGAGCGUGACCUUGCCGUCAAGACCCAGAGGAAGGCCGAGGCACUUGCGGCUACGGCCCAAGCCGAGGUCAAGAUUCUCCGUGGGCAGCUGCGUGAUUUAAGCACGCAAGUCCAUGUUCUCUGCUUCAAUAUUCAUGCUAAGGAGAAGGGUCUCGAUAAGUUGACAGAGGAAGAAGCCGCCAAGUUCGAGAGGCUCAAGAGAGGCGAAGUUACUGAGAAUGCCCUGGACGACAUGUCGGAUACUCACCAGUACAUUACCGAGAAAUUCGUCGCUUUCAAGGACAUCUACGAGCUGCAGGAGAAGAACCAGGAGCUCUUGCGUGUGGUUCGUGACCUUGCGGAUAAGAUGGAGAACGAGGAGGCCAGGGCUGAGAAGCAGCAAGCAGCGCAGGAUCAUGAGGAGGUCCAGCAACUUCGUACUGUUGUCACGACCCUUCAGGACGAGGUCAAGUCGAUUACGGUACGCAUGAAGAGCUACAUGACAGAGAGAGACAUGUUCCGUCGCAUGCUCCAACAACGAGCCAAUCCUGCCGAGAUUCGCGCUGCCCUGGGCGAGGAUGUAAGUCAACGUGAAGUUCUCGCUAGCAUCGAGCAAAACUCCGCCGAAGAUGCCGACCUCGCCGCCGCCUAUAGGGAGCUACAGGCACAGUACGACUCUUACCGAAACGACCAAACGACUGAACACAAGUCUCUUAAGGAGCAAAUCGACAAGCUGUCUUCGGAGAAGGGCUCACUUCAGGCUGAGAUUGCUAAGGUCUCCAGCCAGCUUACGCUCGCUACGGAACGCUACAGCAUGUUGGAAUCCAACUUCAAGGCAGCUCAGAGUGAGAAUCAGGAGCUACAAAAGAGAAACCAGGCCUUGUCCGAGUGUGGUGUCAAGCAAGACCUGCGGGUACAGCAAAUUGCUGAGGAUCUGGUUGAUGCUCGUGGCUUGGCUGAGAGCCUCCGCAGCGAGAAUGCCAACCUCAAGGCGGAGAAGAACCUGUGGAAGACGAUCCAGGAGCGCUUGAGCCAAGACAACGAGAGUCUUGCACAGGAGAAGGCAAGACUUAACACCCUCUUGACCAGCCAACAAUCCCUUCUCAAUGAGCGCGAACUCAGCGAAUCUGAGACAAAGCGCAGACAACAAACCCAGAUCGACACCCUUGAGGCUGAACUCUCCACCACUAAGCGCAAGCUUUCUGAAGAGAUGGAGGAGAGCAAGAAGCUUCAGCUCAGGAAAGAGUUCGACUCCCAACAAUAUCAGAAACGCAUCGAUGAGCUUACUGCUAUGAUCAGUCAGGUCAAGGAGGAGAAUGUGGCUGCCAAGACUACUCGCGAUCAUCUUCAGGCUCGCGUUGGUGAACUUGAGGUUGAGCUUCGUAACGCGCAAGAACGUGCCGACCGUCUCCGUCCCCUGCCGACACCCAGGGCCCAGCCUGCUGAGCAGGGAUCUACCGAUGAUGAUUCCCAGGCUCGUAUCGAGGAGCUCGAGAAUGAGGUCCAGGAUCUUAAGAACAACAUCGACUUGCUCAACGCGCAGCUGGAGAAUGCUAAGCAACAGUGUGAUAACUUCAAGCAGCUCAGCCGCGAGAUGGAGGAAGAGCUUACAAGCGCGAACGAGACCCAAGAGCAAUACCGACAACAGAUGGAUGCGGAUCUCGCAGCCAAGGACAGCAGGAUCAACGAACUGCAACAGCGUGUUGAAGGCCUUACGGUCGAGCUGGGCAAUUCCAACAGCGAGCUUAACACGCUUCGCGAUUCCCAGGCUGAUUUCGCCCGCAAGUUUGAAGAUAAGGAGCGCAUGCUCAACAGUGAAAUCGCGCGUUUGAAGGAUGAGGAGGAGAGAUAUAAGGAAGCCUUCAAGUUCCAUCAGCAAGACUUGCGGGCCCAGGCAGAAAUUGCCACCAAGGCCCAACAGGACUAUGAGCAAGAACUCGUGAGACAUGCAGAGGCGGCUAAGCUGCUUCAGCAGCUUCGGGAAGAGCAUAACCAACUCAGGAGUCAUUCUGCUCAAUGGAGGGCUGAGGCUGAGUCGGCAAAGCUUUCUCUUGCACAGAGUGAGCAGUCUUGGGAGGAGCGCAAACAGCAGCUCGAACAAGAGAUCACUGAGAUCAAGGCGAGGAGGGACGACCUCACUGCGCAGAACAAGCUUCUACACCAACAGCUUGAUGGUGUUACCUCUCAGAUCAGCGCUUUGCAGCAAAGCCGUUCCGCAAUGGAUGAUUCCGCCGAAGGCACGCCGAUUUCUGCCAACGAUAAUGCCGUGGAAGGUCUUCGGGAACUCAACAACUACCUGCGUCGCGAGAAGGAGAUCCUUGAGGUACAGUUCGAUCUCAAGGUACAAGAAGCGAAGAGACUUCAGCAGCAGCUCGAGUAUUCUCAGUCGCAGCUCGAUGAAGCACGUCUCAAGCUGGAUCAGGAACGUCGCUCUCAAGCUGAUAGCGCCAGAAACUCACUUACUCACAAGGAGUUGAUGGAUAAGCUGAACGAGCUCAACCUGAUCCGUGAGAGCAAUGUCACGCUCAGGAACGAGAACCUGCGAACCCAGGCACAACUCGCGAUGAAGAACCGGAAGAUUGAAGAUCUCGAAAACAAAAUUCAACCUUUGGAAGCCAGGAUUGGUGAGCUCGAGCUUGACAAGACGUUUAAGGAGGCGGAAGUCAAGCAACUGCAAGAAGCCCGCGAUGGCCUACAGAAGAGAAUCGAGUCCAUCCUGAGCAAAUACGGCCAGGCUGAUCCUCAGGAAGUCGAACAGCUCAAGGCUUCGGUCGAAAGCCUGCAAGCUGAGCGUGAAGCCUUCAAGCAAGCCGAAGCCGCCCUCGAAGAGAAGCUCAAGGAGGCUGAGACGAACCUGGAGACUGAGCGGACCAACUGGAAGAAUAUGCGGGCACGACUUGCAGAGGACUUCAAGACGCGCUUCGGGAACCGGCUGUCGGCCGUCGAGAAGGAUCUGGAGUCUGCCAGACAGGAGCUGGUAAACUUGCAGACGCAUAACGCACUGCUUCAGGAACAGCAUGCGCAGGCCGCAGUGGCACCUGCAGAGCAGCCCGUUCCUGCCGUUGCCGCUACUCCUGUAGAACAAGAUCCCCAGCUUCAGCAGCAGCUGGAUGCGCUUAGACAAGAACUGGAGUCGGUCAACUUACAGAAGGCCACAGUUGAGACCGAACUCGAAGGUCUCAGGGCGGAACUGGCCACUACAAUCACUGAGCGUGACGAAGCCCGCGCAGAUGUUGCACGUCUACAAGCUUCUUCGAACGGUACGGACACGGAGAUGCAAGACGUUGAGACGACCCACCCUGCUUCUGCCCCGGCACCAGCACAAGAGGACACCGGCCUCUCGGAUGAGGAGCGGAAGGCGUUGGAGGAGAGAAUUAUCACCGCUGAGGCGAAGGCUGCCGAGUUUGAGGCCAAGGCCAAGGACUUGGAAGAACGCGCCGAUGCCAUUGUUAAGCAGCGUUCUGAGAAGAUGAAGACUGCGCUGAACAAGAAGCUGGCCGAGUCGAAGGAGGCCAUGGAGAAGCAGACUCAGGAGGAGAGACAGAAGCUGCAGGCUGAGUACGACCUCAAGCUUCAACAAGAGCUCGCCAUCUUGAAGGCCGAGCAAGCGAGCGGGGUGCCUCAGAAUGGCGUGCCGGCGACUCCAGCAAAGCCUCCCACUGCCCAAACUGCACAAACCCCAAUUGCCGGUACUCCUGGUAGUCUCCCGGAUCUCGCCAAUCUUACCGACCAGCAGACUCGCGAGCUCAUUAGCUCCAACCAGGUGAUCAUGGGUAUCAUCAAGAGCAACGUUAAGAAGAAUAUUGCCGCCGAGUCAAAGAAGGUGCGCGAGGAAUUGGAGACGACCGUCAAGGCCGAGUAUGAGCAGAAGAUUGCCUCUGCUAAGGAGCAAGCGGCCGCUCUGACUGAGAAGAAAUCUGCCCUGCGGCUCAACAUGCUCGACCGUCAGCUCAAGACCGAGAAGGCCAAGACGGCUGUCGUCGAGACCGCGGCAAAGGAAACGCCGCAGAAGCCCGUUGUCGAAGUGUGGGAAGUUGCAAAGGUUGCUAAGGCGCCCGCCCCGGCUCCGGCACCACCGGCGCCCACACCUGCCACUGGCCAGCAACCGGCGACCCCCCUGAACGCCGGUGCUGUAGUAGUGAAAUCCGCUCCUGGAGAGGAGACCAAGCCUCAGAUCCCCCCGACCCCAGCCAACAAGGCGGCACCCGCUCCGGCCAGACAAGGCUCCAUCAUAGCUGGACAGGUCAUUGGUAACCCCUUCAGUCAGCCUGGAGCGAAUCAAUCCCCAGUGGCUACGCAGCCACCUGCCAAUCCUUUCGGUGCCGCACCCCAGCAGCAACAGCAACCACCUGCCACAAACCCCUUCGGUGCUCAACAGCAGCAACAGCCUGGCGGUCAACAGCCACAAGGGCAGCAGCAACAACAGCAACAAGGUGGGCAGCAGUUCCCUGGUGGUCAUCAACAACAACAAAACCAGAACCAACAGGGUAACCGUACCGGUAUCCCAGUGGCUAGAGGAGGCGGGAACCACGCUCGUGGUGGACGUGGCGCAUACGGGGCCCAGGGCCGCGGCGGUCAAGGGCAGCGCGGUCGCGGUGGCUUCGGUGGACGCGGCGGAGCCAACGCCAGUCAAGGAGGUGGCAUGAACCCCCAUGCUGGCGAGUUCCAACCCGGUCAACAAGCCGCUGGCAACAAGAGGCCUAGAGGUGAUGGAGAGGGAGGUAACCAGGGAGGACCCAAGAGAGCUCGUGGUGGAGGUAACGUUGGUGGAGGUGGCGGUGGAGCUGCCGCAGCAGGAGCGGGAGGAGGUGGAAAUGCGGGUCCUGGUGCCGGUGCUGCUUAG